UCGCAAUUGUCGAUAGCUCGAUCUCCAUGCUAACAGCAAUAUGUCCCAAAUGGCUUAGGAACACAGGGAACACGGAGCACAGGGAUCUCUGGGCAACUGAGGAUAUUCUGAGGAUAAGACAGGAAGGCCUCUCCCAAGCUUGAAGACAAGCGGGAAAAUAGCGGUCGGCAGCAGAAUGGGGGUCGCGAAUCAAACCUGCGAGAGCUCCAAGCAGUUGUCGGACCGCUUCUACGUGACAGCCUUCAGCAUAAUCUUCUUGUUCGGGUUGCUGUUCAACAGCCUGGCCCUGGUCUUCUUCUUCCGCUUCACCAAGAUCCGCUCACAGACCACGGUCUACAUGAAGAACCUGGCCUGCACCGACCUGCUGUUGGUGGGCUCUCUGCCGGUGCGGAUCCUGUUCUAUGUCAGCCGCCGGCAGUUCCCAUGGCGGCUGUGCGAGCUCACGGGCCUCGUCUUCCUGGUGAACAUGUACGGCAGCAUCUUCUUCCUCACGUGCAUCAGCCUGGACCGCUGCGUCGCCAUCUGCUUCCCGAUGAAGUCGCGGCUGAACUCGCUCCGCGGCCGCGCCAAGUGGAUCAGCGCCGGCGUCUGGCUGCUGGUGGUGGGCGCCAGCAUCCCGCCUUACCUGGUGAUCCCAAAGUCCGACAACGAGACCGGCGCCUGCCCGCUGUGCUUCGACAAGAAGCCCAGCUACGUCACCAACCCGGCCACGGUGGCGGCCACCCUGCUGGUGGGCUACGGCAUCCCGCUGGCCACCAUCUUGGUCUGCUCGCUGUCCCUGCUGCGGGCGGUGAGGCGCAGCUCCGCCACCCGCAUGGACUACGUCGACUGGCGCAAGAUCCGCAACAUGGUGGCGGCCAACGUGGUCAUCUUCGUCGUCUGCUUCCUGCCGUACCACACGGUGCUGCUGCUGUACGUCACGGUGCGCACCCCGGAGCGGGAGCUGACGCUGCGCGCCUCCUACCGCGCCACCAUCGCCGUGGCGUGCCUCAACGCCAUCUUCGACCCGCUGGCCUACUACUUCGCCACGGAGACCUUCCAGAAGAGCGUCGGCGUGAAGGCCUUGAAGAACGCGCUGACGUCCAACACGGACAGCGCCGAGGGCAACAACCGCUCGCUGUCCCCACAACGGGCGAAGCUGGGGCACAGCGCCCGGACGAUAAUGACUUGAGAGAUAAGAGACAUCGUGU
Molecule: messenger RNA, 1190 nt
Organism: Rhincodon typus (whale shark)
Lineage: Eukaryota; Metazoa; Chordata; Chondrichthyes; Orectolobiformes; Rhincodontidae
Product: lysophosphatidic acid receptor 6-like
Exons: 2
Coding region: 176-1171 (331 amino acids)
Biological process (GO): phospholipase C-activating G protein-coupled receptor signaling pathway; positive regulation of Rho protein signal transduction
Cellular component (GO): membrane
Molecular function (GO): lysophosphatidic acid receptor activity
Source: RefSeq, a predicted model, not a curated record